Messenger RNA from Physcomitrium patens, 3213 nucleotides. RefSeq lists its product as uncharacterized. Lineage: Eukaryota; Viridiplantae; Streptophyta; Bryopsida; Funariales; Funariaceae. Gene Ontology annotation, biological process: lipid metabolic process. The record is from RefSeq and is a predicted model, not a curated record.
UUUUGAUUAUACCUUGUUAUUAUUUUUGCAUUGCUGCCUCGGUUGUUGCCCCUCCUUCACCUAGUGGGGAUUCGUCCGCGGUUUCCGACGAUUGUUGCGUACACUGUCAUCGAUUCGACGCUUUCGAACAAUUUGUCGAUUCGAUUAUAUCUUCCAUUUUCUGUAACAGUGAAGUGCGUCGUAAGGAGUGUCGGAGUCGGAGCAACUUGAACCUCCAGGAAGUGAAGUCAAGCGUGGUUAACGUGGGAGUUCGUUAGAGUGUUGUGGUAGUGGCGGUGGUAUUGGUUGUGAUGUGUUCAUGGAUGUGAUUUUGGAGAGGAGGUUGCGAAUUGUGCUCAGAUGGUGUUUUACGAGGAGAAAUUUGCGUCCAGGGGACGAGAUUGAGGUGGAAAUUGGUCGGAGGGUUGGAUUAGUGCAGUGGUCGGUGUAGUUCUGGAAGGCGAUUUGAGGGGGUUGAAGCGGUUUUUCUCGGCUUUCCGUGAUUUGGUUCAGGCGUGGGGGGCGUUUCGAAGUUGCAUUACUCUGGUUAUGGUCGAUUGACGUGAAGGAUGCAGAGGCUUGUGGAUACCGUUCUUGGGAAUGCCAAAGAGUCAAUAAAAACAUUCACACAAGAAUCAUUUCAGAACACCGUUAGGGUGAUCAAUGGAUUUUCGGCACUGGUACUUGCGUUCUUGCCAGGAAAAGGGCCCACAUUGCAUGGAAUUCAAUCGCAUUGUACAUUUCGCGCCCCUCGCAUGCCGCGAUGGAUGGAGGAGGGCGUGUCUUCAUUCAAUACAUUUAUAUCAGAGUAUGACACGGACAGCGAAUCGAACAGUGAGAAUGAGGAUGGAUCAGGUGUUGAAGAUAACGAUAGCACGGCGCUACCUUCUCCCUCUUCGGAGUCUUCUCACUUAUCACGAGCUGGUAGUUCAGGAAGACGCCACCGGCGAAACAAGACUCUAUUGCAACGGCUAUUAAUAUGGAUGAUGUGGCCACUACGUUUCUGGUUUUUCAUUUUGACUUGUGUGUGGCGAUCUGUAAAUCGAAGUUCAAAUCAUCUCGAAACAAUUUCUGAAACCCGCAGGUCAAAUUCGGGAAGCUUCAGGAGAUUAGCUCGCCGCUUCAGUGGCAGCAGAGAAUUCGCAGUGCCAAAGUCAGUGGCUGAUCGUAGACGUGGCAUAAUCGAGGACUUACAACUCGUGAUAGAGCUUCAAAUAGAGCGUGUGUUCGAGGUAGUGCGCUACAUAAUUCACCAUGUUCUAUCACCGUUUAAGACAUUUGGAGAAUUUAUCCAUUGGGCAUUCUUUCGUGAUACGAGCUACAACGACGCCUCCGAUCUCGCAGAUGUAGCCACUUUAGGUGCUUCAGAUCCCGUUCCUCACAAACAGAAGCAGGUUCCACAGCAACCUUUGAAUACAGACAACCGCACGUGUCAGGAUAUCAUCAGAAGUGUGGGGUACCCGUACGAAGCAUAUCGCGUGAAGACAGAAGAUGGCCAUAUCCUCCUACUUGAAAGGAUACCAAGGCGAGAGUCACGAAAGGUGGUUAUGCUACAGCAUGGAAUUCUCGAUUCUUCGCUCAGCUGGGUCUCGAAUGGAGUCGUUGGAUCCCAAGCCUUCGCAGCUUUUGACCAAGGUUAUGAUGUGUAUCUGGGAAAUCUGCGGGGAUUGGCAUCAAGAGAACAUGAGGAUGAACACAUCUCACCUCAAAUAUACUGGAGUUUUUCGGUAAAUGAGCAUGGCACGCAAGAUAUUCCAGCCAUGAUAUCGAAGAUACACGAACUCAAGAUGAUGGAGUUACAAGAUUCACCGCAUUCAGGGAUCCAGAAUGGUGAGAUCUCUCAGUAUGUGGACGACGAUCCCAAGAAACUUCCUUACCGACUCUGCGGGGUAGCACACAGCUUGGGGGGCGCUGCAAUGUUGAUAUAUGUGGUGACAAAACGCCUCGCAAACAGGCCCCAUUAUCUUUCAAGAUUGAUCCUUCUUUCUCCAGCUGGGUUCCACGAAGCUGCUCCCUUGGCUCUAAAGUUGUGUUGUUAUGUUGUACCGUUCUCAGCUUGUUUUAUCAGCCUUUUCAUGCCUGGUAUAUAUAUACCCACAAGAUUCUUUCGGGGUCUUUUCAACAAGUUGUCUCGAGACUUUCAGAAUUACCCCGCGUUGGGUGGUUUAGCCCAAGCUAUUUUUAGCUAUCUAAUCGGUGGAGACAGCUCUAAUUGGGUGGGAGCAAUCGGGGUGUCGCAUUACAACAUGAACAAUAUGCCAGGUGUGGCUGUUCGAGUUGCUGUCCAUCUUGCCCAGAUGAUGCGGGCCAAGCGCUUUAUACUGUAUGAUUAUGGGAGAAGGGAAUUGAAUAUUCAGGCAUAUGGCACUCCCUAUCCACUGGACGUUGGAGCCAACUAUGGUGUAAUUGAUAUUCCUGUAGAUGUUGUGGGUGGGCUCAAAGACAAGCUGAUUCCACCAACUAUGGUCAAGAAACACUUCGAAACUAUGAGGAGUGCGGGUUGCCAAGCAUCUUAUUCAGAGUUUGAGUUUGCUCAUUUAGAUUUUACUUUUGCCAAUCGUGAAGAGCUUAUGGCCUAUGUCACGUCUCGUCUGUCACUUGUAGCACCUGUCCCUGGCACCAUCAUUGAGCCUCUUGAAGAAACACAAAGUUCACGGAAACUGACCGGAUCUCUUUCUCGCAAUUCCUUCAAAGAGAGACGCCUUGGCAAGUCUUCGAAUGGAUAAUCUAGGAACGGGGAAAUGCAGGAGGACAGAAUUAUGGAAGAGUUGCCAGAGGUGACUGCCACUGUAAAGUCACCUCCUGCAUCGAAGCUAAAAUCCACUUGACCUCCCUCCGUGUUGCGACAGGUAUUCGGUAUAUGCUGCAGUUUUGGGAUUCUUUGCCUGAUGAAUCUUAGCAUUCUACGAGUCUUUAGCAUGAUUGGAGAGAGCAGUUUUCGAUCCUAGUAGAAUUUGCACAAAUAGCUGGAUUUUUCUUCAUGUCGAUAUGAUCGUAUGUAAGUGGCUUGACCCAACCCGAGGAUCCUUGGAGUGCAAUCCAGAGUUGAGCAGUAGCGGGACCUUUGAAGGUAAUCUAGUAGGGACAGUCUCAAAGAUUUGAGGCGCCAAUUGUACUAUAGAAUGUAUUAGUUGAUCAUAAUGAUUCUUGUAUGUAUUGAAUCAGAUGGAACAACACCUAUCUGAUGCAAAUUUUGAUUCAAUCGAAUCUUCGAAUUCUAUUUGUUGAUCCUAA